AAAGAAUGGGACGCGUUACAAAAGUUGUGAAAUAUUUGUUAAUAAGAAAACAUUUUUGACUAUCAUGCAAACCACUAUAUCCUCUAUCAGCUCCAAUAUAAUAUUUAUUCAUACUUUCUACUUUAUCAACUGAUGGUCGUUAUUGCUUAAAGUCGAUAAAACAAUUUGUAAUACAGUUUCAAUUAAUAGGCGUAGUUCUAGAGGGUGUACGAAAAUUUCCUUGUAACCUCAAAUUGCAUGUACAAAAGACGUUGUUGAAUUCGAUAAAAAAAAGUCUCCUGUCAAAAGCAAAGGAAAAUGUGAUGUUCCUGUCGUUUGUUCAUAUAUGGUACGUCUAGCUUGCAUAAAAAUCAUGUCUAAGCCAGAUGCACCUAAAUUAGUAUCAGCCCUCUUUUCCUUCAAAGGAAAGAACAAUGACGAGUUACGUUUUAAGAAGGGGGAUAUUAUAACAAUAACUCAAACUGAUGAUGGUGGUUGGUGGGAAGGCACUUUACAAGACAAAACUGGUUGGUUUCCCUCCAACUAUGUCAAGGAGUACCGAAUUCCAGAUUCGGGAGGAUCCUCCGUAAAAUCAUCACCAGAGAAGGUAUUGCAAGAAUCUCUAGUACAGCAAAAAUUGAAUCACGACAUAGUGCUGAAGGACAUAAUCGACUCGGAGAGAGCGAACGUGGCUGAAUUACAAGGACUAAUAAAUAAUUUCCUUAACCCGCUGGAAUUAGCGAACAUUUUAAAGAAAGAAGAAUACAAGCAACUUAUUGGCAAUAUCCAUGAAGUUGCUGAAGCUCAUCAGCGCCUCUUGGCAAAUCUAGAAGCUGCGUUCCUACAAGGAACUGAUGCGAGAGUAGGAAAUCUGUUUCUUAGUCUUGCACCAAGACUUAAAUCUAUUCACACAACUUACUGUAACGGUCAUCCUCAAGCAGUCUGCAUUCUUGAUAAAUACAGAGACGAAUUGAAUGAAUUCAUGGAACAUGGAGGAGCUGUCUCUCCAGGUAUUCUCGUCUUAACAACUGGACUGAGUAAACCCUUUAGACGACUAGAUAAGUACUCAUCAAUGUUACAAGAACUGGAAAGGCACACGGAGAAAAAUCAUCCGGACAGAGGGGAUACACAGCGCAGUAUUAGUGUAUACAGAGAGAUAGCAGACAAUUGUGCCUACAUACGUAAACAAAGGGAAUUAGCACUUCAAGUAUUAACAGGCGGUAUAAAAGGCUGGGAAGGAGAGGAGCUAAGUACCCUUGGUGACAUACUUCAUGUCGGUCCAGUCACUCUGGCUAUGGGAUUGGAUAGAAGAGACAGAUACUUCGUCCUCUUUUCCACCACAUUACUCGUCCUCAGUACAAGCCAGCGGAUGAGUUCAUUCAUAUACGAAGGAAAGCUUCCACUGACUGGAAUAAAUGUAACACCUUUGGAGGAUAUCGAGGAGACGAAAUAUGCAUUCGAGAUAUCAGGACCUAUGAUAGAAAGUAUAGUGGUACUAUGCACCAGCAGGGAGGAACUCCAUCAUUGGAUCGAUCUAUUAAGCCAGGAGCAAAAUACCGGUCUCUUAAGAUCUCCCACAAUACCUCACAUGGCGAAUCAUCACAACGUGAAAAAUCAGCAACUGCCAGUGGAACAUUGUUCGUCUCCAGGGAUUAAAAUACCUUGGAGUCUGGCCUCCUUACGACCGGCUCCUCCUUUGUAUUCGCUCAAAUCCUUUAGCAAAACAGAUUCUACGGAUGCCUGUCGUACAACACGAAUAUGCAACGAACGUCUGUUCGAGGAAGAUGCACUCAUAUUAAAAGUAAUAGAAGGUUAUUGUCUAACUGUCAAUGCCAGGUUUACUGUACAUUCUGCUAUGUUGGAUUGCGAGCCACUUCAUAAAGCACGCGAUAGAGUAUCCUUAAUGCAUAGUAGAAUUGGAAAUUGGGACUCGUGCGAAGACAGGAGCCUGUCGGAGACUAUUAAGACCUUGACGAGUCAGGUAACGGAUCUGCAGUCACAAAUGUCACAACUGACCAAGCAGUUGGACGAAGAGAGACGAUCUCGACUAUCGCUAGCUGCAACUGUGAAACGCAGCAUUGCCGCUAUGGAUGGUUCUGUGCCUUAAAUUAAAAGCAAAAGUGUACAAUUAUUUUGUCAAUAGAGUGCUUUUAAUGCUAAUUCAAUGCCCUGUGGUUGUUGUCCAGAAUUUUCGGCGUAUGGCGAAAUUCAAAAUCCAUUGAAAUGA
Messenger RNA from Cephus cinctus (wheat stem sawfly), 2206 nucleotides. It is a transcript of the gene RtGEF, whose product is annotated as rho guanine nucleotide exchange factor 7. The transcript has 13 exons. Gene Ontology annotation, molecular function: guanyl-nucleotide exchange factor activity; protein binding. The record is from RefSeq and is a predicted model, not a curated record. The coding region runs from base 326 to 2086 and encodes 586 amino acids. Lineage: Eukaryota; Metazoa; Arthropoda; Insecta; Hymenoptera; Cephidae.